Phalaenopsis equestris is the source of this 660-nucleotide messenger RNA. RefSeq names its product zinc finger protein ZAT5-like. The coding region runs from base 1 to 660 and encodes 219 amino acids. The transcript has a single exon. NCBI's taxonomy places the organism in Eukaryota, Viridiplantae, Streptophyta, Magnoliopsida, Asparagales, Orchidaceae. The record is from RefSeq and is a predicted model, not a curated record.
AUGAAAAAAUCCACCAUAGCGAAAGGGAAGAUAACCAAGCGGCAAAGGCAUCACCUUUUGCCCCCUGUAGUUUCGUCUGUAUUGUCUCCAACAACCUCCGCGGAGAUCUCUGAGAGGCCAACUAAGGAAGAAGAAGACAUUGCUGAUUGCCUAAUACUCCUUACUAGAGGUGGCUACAAUCCAGAGCCCAAUAAAAUGGAUGAAGCAACCACUGCCAUGAACAUUACGAGUUGGCGAUUCGUAGAGCCGGCAACCACCACCACCAACGACAAGUCUGGAAAUAAUGCCCACCAAUAUCGGGAUUGCAAUAGGUGUUUUUCCUCACGCCAGACACUUGGCUGGCAUCAUGCCAGUCAUAAUAAAACCCGGAAGCUUUCAAUUCCCCGACUGUCGAAGGUGAUGAAUUUGAAUUCAACUCAAUUCACUAUUAAGUUGUUGUCUUCGCCAGCCACGAACAAGGUAAAAAUCCACCAAUGUCUAACCUGCGGCAAUGAGUUCAAUUCCGACCAGGCUCUCGGUGGGCAUAUGCGGAAGCACAGCGCACCGACUACGCCAGAACCAUCGCAGAAGGAGGAUAAUUCGAAGAGAUUUUAUCUCGAUCUUAAUCUCCCACCUCCCUGCAAUGAUUUUGAAGAUAAUGAUGCAAGAGAGGGAUUUUAA